Messenger RNA from Helobdella robusta, 267 nucleotides. RefSeq lists its product as hypothetical. Gene Ontology annotation, biological process: protein folding. Lineage: Eukaryota; Metazoa; Annelida; Clitellata; Rhynchobdellida; Glossiphoniidae. The transcript is spliced from 3 exons. The record is from RefSeq and is a predicted model, not a curated record. The annotation marks the transcript as partial. Gene Ontology annotation, cellular component: chaperonin-containing T-complex. Gene Ontology annotation, molecular function: ATP-dependent protein folding chaperone; ATP hydrolysis activity; ATP binding.
GCCCUGGCCAUCAACAUUUCGGCCGUGAAGGGGUUGCAGGAAGUUUUAAAGUCCAAUCUGGGCCCAAAGGGAAAGAUGAAAAUAAAAGAAAUUCUGACAAGAGAUGGAAAUGUUCUUUUAAUUUACUUUGCAGUACACAAAAUGGUUUCUUCAUUGAUUGCGAAGGUGACCACAGCCCAAGAUGGCAUAACAGGAGAUGGCACCAUAUCCAACUGUCCUAUCAUUGGAAAACAGGUUUCUUUAGUGAUUGAGGAAAAUGUUAAAUAA